AUGGAGAUCGCCAGCGCCAGCGCCAUCGCCAGCGAGGUCAAGGCAAUGGAUGUGGCAAUGGAAGAAGCGGCGCCGCUGGAGCAAAAUCAGCAGCUGCCAGCGGCUCCGGCGAUCGAAAUCGCGAUUUCCUGCUCUCAGUCCGUGCUCCAGGAGAGGAACAAGCGCUUCGACGAUCUUGACAGCGUGGAGGCAUCCAAGAAGGUGGCGGCGGCGAAGCCAGUCGUGAGGGUUCCUCCUAGGAUGAUGUUUGGCUCCCAUCCAGAGAGGUACUUGAGCCCCACGGACUCGCUCGUCUCGCCCAUCUCGAGGGGAUUGCUGUGGAGGAACCAUCGGCGGCCGGUGAGAAAGCUCAUUCCUCCAGUUGCGCCCAAGGGGUUUGGCUAUGGCGCCCGGGCGCGGGAGGAAUGCGCGUCGAUCGGCGGAGCCAGGACUGCUAACUGGCUUAAGCAACAGGCGGAGAGGAAAUCGGGCAUCGCCAGAGAGCCGUUGCUGGCGCGUAGCGCAGAGAUUUUUGAGUCAGCUCUUGGACAGCAGGCCUUGCAACAGGAUCGCGAUGAGUGCCUGUUUGACCUGGGGGACACUUGUUUUCUGUGGGCCAAGUCCAUCGCUACGGCUGUUCCAUCGCUCGCAACUCCUCUAACUGGUGAUACCAAGAAGGCGAGAGCAGAAGUACUGAAAUUGGAGGCAUUUGCUCGCGCUGCUCCACUUUUCACGAAGAGCUUUGAGAUUUUCGAUAAGAUAGAGCUUAGCGAGCUCAAGGCUGAAGCUCUUACGAAUAGUGGGAGCGUUCUAUGCGAGCUAGCGGAAGUGUUGGUUGAGCUUCCAGAGACUCAAGGUGGAGGCUUGGGUGUUGCAAUGAAGCUGUGCUCCGACGCUUAUGAACGGUAUUCUGCGGCUCUUUCAGCGUCACCAGACGAUUUAGAUGUUCAUGCGAACAUGGCUGACUGUUGCAUCAGGCAGGCAGAACUGUUAGCGCAAGGGCCUUCUUCGUGGGAGUCGUGGGAUCGAGCGAAGUUGCUCUACGACCGGGCACUCGAAGUUUAUGAAUAUGUUUGCUCUGUGGCUGAUACCAAGAAGGGUGACGAUUUGUCCACGCUCUUGGAAAACUGGGCUGCAUGUUUAGUUUCUAAAGCCGAGCAUGUACCUGACUACUUGGAAGCAUUGGAGCUGUAUGGAAUUGCUUGUGAGAAGCUGUGUGCGGCCACAAAGCUAAGCCCAACUCGUAUAGCUCUUUUCACUGCGUUGGGAGAUUCCUACAUUGCUGAGUUCGAGAGGCUACCUGAGGAGCCACCAUUUUUCGAAAAGCGAUACAGCACCAUGCUGUCUGCAGUCGAGAGCUUUACAACCGCUCUACGAAUUAAUUCAUCUAACAUUGAUGCGCUUCUUGGUAUUGCCGAAGCUCAUCGCCUGGCAUCGAGAUCGUCAAGGCUUCUCGGGAACAGUCGAGGCUCACAUGAUCACUCCGAUCAGAGUACGACCUACCACAUGAGAUGCAUCGAACUUUUGAAAUCAGGCGAGCAUGAUAUAGACUUUUCGCGGCAGUGUGACGUACUCUACAACCUCGCCUGUGUCGCGGUGCAAUGCGGACGCGAACAAGACGCCACAGCGGCCCUCAAACUUUUGGGUCAAGCCGAGGCGGUAACUGCGGCAGAGCUUGUCGACGAUCCAGACUUUGAAAGUUCCAAGUCAAGCGCUUGGUUCUGGUCGCUUGUGAACAGUUUCCCAGGAGGUAAAGUCGAAUCCAACUAGGCGAGUCGGGGGUGCCAUCCCGAGUGAUUUAGAUACGCACACAGACCCGGCUUAGACGAAACUACCUGGAAGACUUGGUAAUCUGGCGUAUCCUUUUGUCCGGAUGCACCACAGUUUGAGAUUCAUCCAGUUGGAGGAUAGAAUCCGCGACUUUUUCCUCACAAGAUAACAAUUUCAACUUUUCUUGUUCUUUUUUUCUCCUUAUUUAUUUCAUCUCAGGGACUGCUGGGAGAAGGCUCCAUACGGCAUAAUAUGUUUGUCUCUAUGCUCCUUGUCUUACGAGGGGAUAACGCGUGUUAGGUACUUUGCGUGUUUUUUCUUUUCUUUUUUAUUUUCCUCUCAGUUCCAGACAUAGAACCAUUCUAACUAUGUAGAUUGAUGGGUCCCUUCAAACUGUUUUUCGUUUCGCGUUUUCUAUCUUUUGCAGUGAGCGGCUCCCUUUGGCUGUGGGGACCAAACGCAACGAGGGACAAGCUACAUGUUGGAGCGACCCUGUUUUUUAAGCUGUUUGAAGUGCUCCCAGGAACCUCCAAUGUCACUGUUGCUAGGCGGAGGAGGCUGCUUUGUCUCACUUUAAAAAAAGGGACCAAAAUCUCUGCGGAUUAUGAGCUCUCUUUAUAUUGGAUUCGCAGUGAUUGGGGGGUGAUGGAUGGCAUGGCCCAGUUCGAUCAAAGCGAAUCAGUGAUAUAUUCCCAGAUGGGAAAAACAAUAGAGGAUCCCGGUAACUCUUCCACACGGCAACACUGGAAUUCUUUUGCGUGCGUGGUUUGGCUUGACUGGGGAUAUAAACAAAGAGGUAAAUGUUUGCCACCUCCAAAAAAUCGAUCGCCACAUCGCGCUGGGUGGAAGAUUAUUUUGUCUGUAGAUAUGAACUUGGUGGCCCCCUUGUUCCCAAUCCAAGACAAAACAGAUGAAUCACCCAUAGAUUAAUAUCAUAAACGCUCCGUUUGACGACA
Messenger RNA from Selaginella moellendorffii, 2705 nucleotides. RefSeq lists its product as uncharacterized. NCBI's taxonomy places the organism in Eukaryota, Viridiplantae, Streptophyta, Lycopodiopsida, Selaginellales, Selaginellaceae. The transcript is spliced from 14 exons. The record is from RefSeq and is a predicted model, not a curated record. Gene Ontology annotation, molecular function: protein binding. The coding region runs from base 1 to 1749 and encodes 582 amino acids.